This is a messenger RNA of Microdochium trichocladiopsis, 1350 nucleotides long. RefSeq names its product acyl-CoA dehydrogenase family member 10. Lineage: Eukaryota; Fungi; Ascomycota; Sordariomycetes; Xylariales; Microdochiaceae. The record is from RefSeq and is a predicted model, not a curated record. The transcript has 2 exons. The coding region runs from base 1 to 1350 and encodes 449 amino acids. Gene Ontology annotation, molecular function: oxidoreductase activity, acting on the CH-CH group of donors; flavin adenine dinucleotide binding.
AUGACGUCUGGCCUGACAAACCCGGCCCUCAACGGCCCGGCCUUUGAGCGCAUCCCGGCGUGGAAGCUGCGGCCCAUUGCCAUUGAAAAGAUCCAGGCCGUGUACGACUUUGUCGAGACCGAGUGCAUCCCGCGGGAGCGCAUCAUGAAGGACCAGCUCGAGCACAAGCGCUGGGCCACACCGCCGCUGAUGCACGAGCUGCGCGAAAAGGCAAAGCAGCGCGGCCUCUUCAACCUCUUCCUCCCCAACCACUUCCCCGAGAGCCCCGGGCUCACCAACCUCGAGUACGCCUGCUGCGCGGAGAUCAUGGGCCGCGUCUACUGGGCACCCCAGACCAUGAACUGCCAUGCCCCCGAGACAGGCAACAUCGAGCUGCUCGCAAAGUACUGCACCCCGGAGCAGAAGGAGAAGUGGCUCAAGCCCCUCAUGGAGGGGACCGCUUCGUCCGCCUACUCCAUGACGGAGCCGGACCGCGCCUCGUCCGACGCGACCCAGAUCGCCAUCGACAUGAAGAUCGAGGGCGACGAGGUCGUCAUCAACGGCCGCAAGCUGUACGGCAACUGCCUCUGGAACAAGGAGCUAAGCUUCUACAUCCUCAUGGGCUGCUCGGACCCGGCCAACCCGGUGAAAUGGAACCGCCACACCACCGUCAUCGUUCCCUGCGACACACCCGGCAUCACCCAGGUUCGCAACCUCACCAUCAUGGGCUACGACUGGGCCCCCGAGGGCCACGGCGAGUACCUCUACGAAAACGUGCGCGUGCCCAAGGAAAACAUCAUCCUCGACGCCGGCAGGGCGUUCGAGAUCGCGCAGGGCCGCUUGGGCCCGGGCAGAAUCCACCACUGCAUGCGACUCAUCGGCCAGUGCGAGCGGGCGUACGAGCUCGCGCUGAUCCGGUGCAACGACCCGCGCAAGAAGCCCCGCGGCAAGCUCAUCGGCGAGUUCGACUCCAACAUUGAGCGCGUCGCCCAGAUGCGUCUCGAGAUCGACAUGCUGCGCCUCGUCGUGCUCAACGCUGCCGACACCAUGGACCUCUACGGCAACAAGGCCGGCCGCAGGGUCAUUGCCCAGAGCAAGAUCAUCGUGCCCAACGUCGUGUGCAAGAUCAUCGACGAGUGCAUGCAGAUCUGGGGCGGGCAGGGGCUUACGCAGCACACGCCGCUGCCGGAGCUAUGGACGUACUCGCGCUUCGUCAGGGUCGCGGACGGGCCCGAUGCUGCGCACCGGCAUCAGGUCGGGCGGGAGGAGAUGAAGACGGCGAAGCGAUUCAUCAAACAGUAUGAGCAGUACGAUCGGGCGUACAAGAAGUUUGCCGAGGAGGCGGGGGUCAAGUACCAAGACUACAGCUGA